AGUAACCCCCUCACUUGCCACUAUAAAGAUUCCCAUGACAAGCAAAUUUAGUGAGCAACUAACUUCACCUUAUCAGCUUGGUAGACCCAGAAGUUAGUCUUCACACCUUCCCUUGAAUUCUAUAUAUAUUGUAUUGCAUGAUUAACAUGCUAUAAUGCCAUCCGUGCAUUCUAGUCCGUGUUACUCGAUGGAAAACCCGGCUUUAGCAUCGCUACUAGGGCAGACGAGAGGGGAAAACAAGCGUAGCAAGUUGUCGAGCGGAGGAGGGCUUUUGAAAAUGUUGAAGCUGUUUCCCAUGUUGAGUUCGGGAUGCAAGAUGGUGGCACUGCUGGGAAGACCACGAAAGAUGCUAAAGGACAGUGCGACAACGGGGACAAUCUUCGGUUACCGGAAGGGGAGGGUGAGUUUGGCGAUACAGGAGGACACGCGCCAAAUGCCGAUAUUUCUUAUAGAGUUGCCAAUGAUGGCGAGCGCCUUGAACAAGGAGAUGGCGUCGGACAUAGUGAGGAUUGCGCUGGAGAGCGAGACCAAGAGCAACAAGAAGAAGCUUCUGGAGGAGUUCGUGUGGGCUGUGUAUUGCAAUGGGAGGAAAGUUGGCUACUCCAUAAGGAGGAAGCAAAUGAGCGACGAUGAGCUUCACGUCAUGCAGCAUUUGAGAGGGGUUUCCAUGGGAGCAGGGGUUCUCCCCACCUCAUCGGAUCAUAAGGAUUGCGAUGGGGAAAUGACUUACAUCAGGGCCAGCUUUCAGAGGGUCGUUGGCUCCAUGGAUUCCCAAGCCUUGUAUAUCAUUAAUCCUGAUGCCACUGCUCAUGGCCCUGAGUUGAGUAUCUUCUUUCUUAGACCUCACUAGAAAUCAAUUAAUCAAAUCUAGCUUACAUUUUAUCAUUAUUAUUCUAACCAUUUAAGCUCAAGCUUUUUCAAAACCUGUCUUUCAAUCAAUCCUCUCCCUUCAUUCUUGUUUAAUUUUUAAGAUCAGUUCUUCUAUUAUAUAUUACUACUACUAUAUUACAUCCCAUGUUUGUGUUUUUCUUCUCUCUCUCCCUCUUUUUUUUUUCCUUCAUGAUUGGCAAUUAUGACCGUCAAUUGAUCCUCAAGCAGCCUAGUUUUUUGGGUUCCCUCCCCAGAUAUCAUAGAAACUUUUUUCUUGGGUCAAUUCUUUUUGAAAAGGAAUAAUCCAACUUAAGCUAUGGGCUAAAACUAUAAACCCCUUAAUCACUUGUUUGAGAUAAGUUAUUUUAUUUGUUUAUUGUCUAAUUGCCUUUCUAGUCUCUCGAUGUUUGUCCAUUAGUAGUUUAGUCAAGCUUGAAAGGAUUUUGGUGGCGAAAAGAGUUCGUACUGGAAACAAGAAUUAUAGGAUCUUUGGCAGCUGGGACGGACUAUUAAUGGUAAUGAGUUUUACGUAACAUUUUCGUAGAAGAUUUAUUAACGAAUACAAAGUUACAAGACGUGUAAUUUUUCUCUUGGAUCAUGUAGAAAUGUUCCAGCUUUUAGUGUCAGAUUUCAAUUACAAGUA
Messenger RNA from Glycine soja, 1513 nucleotides. Its product is annotated as protein MIZU-KUSSEI 1-like. The record is from RefSeq and is a predicted model, not a curated record. The coding region runs from base 155 to 850 and encodes 231 amino acids. NCBI's taxonomy places the organism in Eukaryota, Viridiplantae, Streptophyta, Magnoliopsida, Fabales, Fabaceae. Gene Ontology annotation, biological process: hydrotropism. The transcript has a single exon.